Molecule: messenger RNA, 1360 nt
Organism: Paramuricea clavata
Lineage: Eukaryota; Metazoa; Cnidaria; Anthozoa; Malacalcyonacea; Plexauridae
Source: the annotation of a GenBank genome assembly
AUGAAUUGCAAACAUAUUCAAGAAAGUGGCAUAAAGCAAGACGGAGAAUACAAUUUAUUCGUAAUGUGGCCAAAUGAUAAGAGAUCAGGAAAGGUAUACUGUGCUGAUAUGGCCUCUAAAACUCCACUGGAAUAUGUCACACUGCCAGCAGGAGAAGGAAACAAUUUCGCAAGACAUUACCAGAAGCAAACGCACGAGAAGCAAGAAACAAUGUUUACGAAGGUAAAUCAACUGUAUCUCUAUCCAAAACUAAAGCUGGCAGUCCGAGUUAAAUUUUAUUCCAAAAUUUUUGCUUGAGAAUGUUAAAUAAUCAAAUGUUCUGUGCAGGGCCGUAGCUGGAACGAUAAUUGGUGGGUGUAUAUUCAUAUAUUCCUGUUCUGCCCGACGGAUUUCUUUUGAAAUCGAUUGUUUUUACGGUAUGUAAACAUGAAUAUAUGAAGAUCCCCCCCCAAUUAUCGUGUCUAGCUACGGCCCAGGUUCUGCGUACAUCGUAAGUUUUCAAAUUUACCAUGUUUGAAGUACAUAAAAUUAAAUAAAACAUGAGCGAAAUUUGGAUCCAAAAUUUUUGCAUGAGAAUGUUAAAUAAUCAAAUUAAUCAAAUGUUUUGCGUACAUCAUACGCAAAGUUUGCAAAUUUAUCUGGUUUGCAUUAAGAAGAAAAAGUAGGACAAAGUUUAGUUAUCUUAGUUAUCUUGUCCCUAUUGUCUAAAAUCCUCUUUGUAGAGGUCCAGAAGACCACAAACGUACACCCACCGUUCAUCAAUCUUCGAUCUUGUAGAACUCUAUGCAGUUGCUUUUCAUCCUGAUCACAGGUGGAUUACAUUUAUUAGGGGCCCCCUGUUGCUUCUCAACCGGUGUAUGUUUCUCAACCGGUGAAUAUAUUUAUGUUGCUCAACCGGUGUAUAUAUUUAAAAAGCUAUCUAACUGUGUAAACUACGGAAAUAUGAAGCUUCUCCCCAAAACGAUUUUAGGAAGUGGGCACUCUUAUCGUAAAUACGUGAAAUAAAUUAUUUGUGUUGUUUUAGAUUCGUCUAAAUCUGGCAGAGAUGAAAAUUGUGACGAAUGAUUACAGAUUUGCGACAACAAACGUACCGGGUGUUUAUCACCGGUAUGCCACUGCUGGUGACUGCAAAUCGUAUGGAUGCACAGAUCCCAGAAGCGGAAUAUUCCAAGUUGAUAUAUCUGGGACAAGUUUUCGAUUACCAUUAACGAUACCAUACAAAUAUGUCUCUCAUCCCGCUUGUGCGCAAAAGCUCUUCAGCCCAACAAUGGAUGCAAGUCGAUUGCGCUGGUCAGCCACAUGUGGUGGCCGUUGUGGCGGUUGUGCACCAGAAUAUUUACACUUGGAAUUAAGUGGAUAA